ACUGUGUUUACGUUGACACUUGUAUCGGCUAGGCACUGGUCAAUGACUUCCACAGUUUCCCAUGCAUUUUCAACAUGGUAUCGGGCCUGAUAUUUUGCUAUCCGUUUCUAUAGAUUUUACUUAUGUUGUAAGACAUUUUAAGAAUUCACAACAUUGCGCGAUAAUUUGGCACAUUAAUCUUGCCAACUGUGACAUAAAAUACAAAUUAACCUCAGGCGGUAAAUGGAUUCGAUAACCCCAAGAGAUUUGUACUAUAUAGAAAGUAUGCCGUUACAUUUUGAUAGGAUUAUUUGAUCGGAUAAAUGGAUUAGAAAAUGUAAUGUGCUGGUCUAUCUGCUGAAUUUUGACAGUUCUGAGCUGUCACGGGAGAGAGAAGGAACUAUUAACUUCAUGGAUCAAGCUUCUCCUCACUAAAAGUGGAGAACGGAGAGGCAAAAUCGUGAACAUGACGGCACAGCAGAAGUCCGAAACAUUUGCUACUAGGAGAUGUAUUUCGUUGCUGAAGACUAUAGAAGAAUGAGAGAGCAAUCGAUAGUGACAAGAGACAUUUUGGUUGUGACUUUGUCCUGACUUCUCCAUCAAGAUGACAGGUAUCCAUAAUGUGAUCAAGGAAGGCCGCUAUAGGCAGUUUUGUCUCCUGAUGAAACUAGGCAUCGAUGUGAACUACUCGCAUCCCGAGGACGGCCUGGUCCCGCUUAUGCGAUGCUGCUACAUCGAGAACGACCGCUACGCGACCUUCAUGACAAAGUCGCUGCUGGAACACGGCGCGAACAAGGCCGCAACGGACCGCUUCCACCGCAAUUGUCUCGUCCACGCGGUUUUGACGAACCGCAUCAAUGUCAUGAAAAUUCUUCUGGAGUUGAUAGAUUUUAAUGUGAAUCAGCUUGAUGAUUCGGACAAUACUUUGCUGCAUCAUGUUGCAUUUAACAGUGGGGAGGAAAUGGUACGGCUCAUCAUUUCGCGGCUUCCCCUGAACCGGACUAAUGUUGACAAGACAAACAAGGACGGCUUGACUGCUCUGAUGUGUGCUUGCGCGAACGGAAACCUAGAGGUAGCACAAGUGUUGGUGAACGAAGGGAAUGCAUCUUUAACAGUGAGAGACAAUCGAUGUUUUUGGAACGCUUUAGAGUGGCUCCGUUCAGCUAUCUUUGUUCCGAAAUCGGUCAACCCAUUUAGUUAUGGCUACAAACCAGAGGAAGGGAAGUUUAUAGAAAUUGACGGGUCAGCUUUAAAACUCAACCUCCCGCCGUCUUUGGCUUUGAAGAGGUCUAAGACAAGUUUGGUGUCGACGUUAGGCGUUGUUAACCAGAAUCAUAUACCAGUCUUACGUCACCGGUCGACAUCUGCACCGCCGCGAAAAGACAGGUUUGGAAGUCUCAUCAAACACGACGGAAGUAUCACCUCGCCGUCGGUGGACGAUCUCAGCGACAUGCGGAGUGCAGAGUCACGGAUUCGACUCAUGAGGGACAGGUAUAGAUACAAUAACACACAGUUAUUGCGGCAGCUGUUCAUGAAGUACGAGACGCAACUGUGCCACGCCUACCGCCCGACGGCCAUACCACUGGUCUCCGUGACGGUAGAUGAUUGUGACAGCGAAGACAGCUUCUGCACUUCAUCACAAGGAAGUUUCGGGCGUGCGUCUCAAGUGAGCGGGCGAUUCAAAGGGACGGAUUCAGUGGUAGAGACGGCUAUGUUUAUAAAAAACAAACUCAGCCGCCGCCCGUCGCGGGCGACAAUUGCAAGCCGUGCGUCCAACGUUUCGCGGAUAGGGAGACAGAGCUCUGCGGAGAGUUCGGGCACAUUGUCCGGGUCAUCAUCUCCAAAUAGUGACAAUAAACUUCGUGAAAAGAUGCGCAAGACGCAAUCGAAACUUGUGAAUGCGAAGCGGGCGAUUUUUCAGCCGGUAUUAUUCGGCGAAGGAGGGGGAAGGAAGUCGAGUAAAGAAUGGGUUGGGACACGGACUUCUUUACCUAACAUCGCUGGCUCACCUGCUGUGCAAGUGGAGGGACAUCUGGACUGAGGAAUAUUGUCCAGAGAGGGGAUUGCUCGGAUUGCUCACCUUGACAACAUCGAAGGAGAUCCAGCUUUGUUUUCACUCUUUCGUCAUUGCAAAUAUCGAGAAGUGGUGUAUAUUGAAAACUAUUGGUGAUAUCAUGAUGGGAUUUGGAUGUGUCGUUCUGAACGAAAAUGAAAGAUGGCGUGGUCAUAGACAUGCCUCUAAUCUACCGGCGUUGUCACGGCGCGCAUUAUCCAUCCUUUAGGAAAGGAGGAGACUUGGAUUAACGUUCACCGCCGGUAGGUCGGCAUGGGUCAUAGGAUGGAAACCAGAGUUAGGUCGGCGAAUGUAUUUUUCGUCAAAGGUUGGUGUAACAAAAGAUGCGGGGUCGUGAAGUCCAAAACCUGCCAGGUCAAGAUGGUAGGGGCAUGCAGGGUGCAGGGGCAGAACCAGGAUUAUGAGAAGGGGGAGGCGCUGAGCUUAGGGCACAGCACGUACACUAGAGCACAGUGAAUGCGGCCUCAGGGUGGGAAAUAGGUAGACAAUGGUACGAUAACUGUGGUAUAAUACUAUGAACACAUAACUUGAUAUUUAUUAUUAAGAUCUCUCAUAAUACAGCACCAAUAUCUCACUAUACUGAGGCCCCACCAACUUGAUACCCUGGAUUAUGG
Lineus longissimus is the source of this 2667-nucleotide messenger RNA. RefSeq lists its product as uncharacterized. Lineage: Eukaryota; Metazoa; Nemertea; Pilidiophora; Heteronemertea; Lineidae. Bases 584 to 2020 code for a protein of 478 amino acids. The record is from RefSeq and is a predicted model, not a curated record. The transcript is spliced from 2 exons. Gene Ontology annotation, molecular function: protein binding.